AUGGCUGGAGGUCUGGCGAUCACCCUCGCCGGCGUCGCAGGUAACAUCAUCUCCUUCAUGGUGUUCCUGGCACCACUGGCGACGUUCAGGCAGGUGUUCGCGAAGAAGACGACUGGCGGGUUCAGCUCGGUGCCGUACGUGGUGGCGCUCUUCAGCUGCGUGCUGUGGAUCUUCUACGCGCUCAUCAAGACCAACUCCCGCCUGCUGCUCACCAUCAACGCCUUCGGAUGCGGCAUCGAGUUCAUCUACAUCGCCGCCUACCUCCUCUACGCGCCGCGCCGCGCCAGGCUCAGGACGCUCGCCUACUUCUUCCUCCUCGACGUCGCCGCCUUCGGCCUCGUCGUCGCCCUCACGCUCAAGGCCGUCAGGCCGGCGCAGCGCGUCAAGUUCCUCGGCAGCGUCUGCCUCGCAUUCUCCAUGGCCGUCUUCGUCGCGCCACUCUCCGUCAUCUUCAAGGUGAUCAAGACCAAGAGCGUGGAGUUCCUGCCCGUCGGCCUCUCCGGCUGCCUCGUCCUCAGCGCCGUCGCCUGGUUCUGCUACGGCCUCUUCACCCACGACCCAUUCGUCAUGUACCCGAACGUGGGAGGCCUAUUCUUCAGCUGCGCCCAGAUGGGCCUCUACUUCUGGUACCGCAACCCCAGCAACGCCGCAGUGCUGCCCACCACCACCGACGCCGGAGAUGGCGGCGCCGCCGUGCACCAGGUGAUCGAGCUGCCCGUGCACACCGUCGCCAUCCUCUCCGUGGGCCCCGUCCCGGUCGUCGGCGUGCACAAGAUCGAGGUCAGGGCGAUCGAGCAGCACACCAACGCUGUCAACCCCAAGGCGGCAGAGAUCGACAAGCCGGAGGUCAUCGAGAUCGUCGCCGCCCUGUGA
Molecule: messenger RNA, 873 nt
Organism: Lolium rigidum
Lineage: Eukaryota; Viridiplantae; Streptophyta; Magnoliopsida; Poales; Poaceae
Product: bidirectional sugar transporter SWEET11-like
Exons: 5
Coding region: 1-873 (290 amino acids)
Biological process (GO): carbohydrate transport
Cellular component (GO): membrane
Molecular function (GO): sugar transmembrane transporter activity
Source: RefSeq, a predicted model, not a curated record